Messenger RNA from Schistosoma spindalis, 3458 nucleotides. Lineage: Eukaryota; Metazoa; Platyhelminthes; Trematoda; Strigeidida; Schistosomatidae. The record is from the annotation of a GenBank genome assembly.
GGACCACGUGCUAGUGUUUUCGCAACUCGAUCGUUUUCUCGCGAUACUUUAUACUCCGUUCCAUAUUCCGGACAGAUUAGGUUGUCUGGUGAGGUGCGGACUUCAUCCUCUGUUAUGACUCGUGAGGAGACAUGGAGUGAGUUUUGUUCAGUCGCUAGCGUCAGACUAUCUAUUGAAGCACUUCAGCUGUUCAAGGCCUAUUUAAAUGAUAAUCGUCAUGAUGACAAACCUGGUUGUGGUUUGGAGUUUUUGGAAAUUAUAUUUAAAAAAAUGCGUCGCAAAUUUGAAACAUCUCUAUCCCCUUGCUAUUUCGUGCGGGAAAAUAAGCCUGCCGAAAUACCGUCAUCAAAAACAGGUACUGAUCUUAAAAAUACGAAUGAACGUUUGUCUUUCAAAGAAGAAAACCUAUCUAUAAACUCUUCCUCCACAGAAUUGAGUGAAAAUUUUUCUCACAUUGCAUAUGCUAACGCCAGUGCUGUGGUAGCGGCCGCACGGUCCAAGGCUGUGGCUGCCUCAGGGGUUCGCAACACUUCACCUCGUGGCAAGAGCUGUGAUACACCUUCAGAUAAAGCCUCAAAGAAUAUCUUUUCAAGAACUCGACAUUCAAGAAGUGCUCCCAACAAAAAUUCUAAUCGACAGCCUUCAGUUAACCAGCAAGAUUUUCAUCAAAAACACAACUGGCUAAGAGAGCAACAGACAAAAUUCCAUACAGAUUCGUCAAUAAACCAAGGUGUUUCGGAAAUCAAACCUAGUUGGCGCCUGAGUUCCCUCUGGCUUCGACGUAGUUUUACAAUCUCUUGGCGUCGUAGAUCACCUCUUAGUGUAGACAGUUCUGGAGGAAAAUAUGGGGGUCCUUAUCCUCGUUCUCCUGGGACUGCUGUAAGUAUGAAUGCCGAAUUAGUUCGUGAAGGUAUUGUGAUGCAAUGGCUUGGUCCACACUUUGAUUCACAUCGUCCUCGUAUUGAUUGUGAAAAGAUGAAUAAUCCUGAAGCUGGAGUUGAGAAGAAAACCACACAGUGGGCUCAGUCUCGUCUUUGUUUAUGUAGUACAAGCGCAGGCCUUAUUUUAGAAAUAUUUACUCCUCCUGAUGCUGAACAAUCCCAGUAUGGUCUGUGCUGUGGUCUUAUUUUCGACGUUCGAUUAGUCUGUCCUGAUGAGCUUACAGACCCUCGGAACAACGUUUUACUUGUUAAAACCGAAUUCGGGGACCAAAAGAUUUUUCAGUCAUCGGAUGAAAUCGAUGCCAACGAAUGGAUCACUGCUAUACGUAGUGGCUUGCCACCAUUACGCAGGAAUCCUGUUUCUCCUAAGUGUGACAUUGACCCUAGUCGUAUUGUAACUUUUGUUCGAUCUGAACGAUGCACUAACUGUGAUGCAAUUCUGGAUUCUAGUUCAAAAUCACCUUCUGAUAUACUGUCCUCAGUCCCCUUACCACCAAACAAAACUAAUGCAAAUGAAUUAUGCAUUGGAUUAGACCAUAAAAAGGUUCAUGACACAUCAGUAUUUCAUUCUACUAAUUUCAAACCACUAUGUACAGAUAACUCAGCAAACUCGACUCCUAUAUCAACAUUUGCAUGUGUUUGUAGCCAUGUCAGUAGUGUACCGGAUGUUUGGUCUGCCUCCACUAAAUCUGAUCGUCCUAUUACAAAUCAUAGUAUGAAUCUUAGUCAAUCAGAUGGAUGCACUACUACAGCGAAUAAUACUAUAUCUUCUCAUGGAUUUAUAAAACCUUCUGCUAAUGUUCUUUGUCCUACUCCAUCGCGACCUUCUACCUUCGCCUCAGGAUUUCGGCAUACAUCGCCUUCCUCUCAUCCCGUUUCAUUACACUCGAUUAGCAGACCAGAUAAAAGCAACAGGCUAUGCAGUUUGACAAACAAUACUUUACUAGAACAAAUUAAUUCACCUAAUACAAAUCAGUCAAGAGUCGAUAGUUUUCGAAGUGGAGCGUUUUCUGUUUUUAAUUCUUCAAGCAACCUGCCACGUGUUUCCUCACUAACUUCUGGUUUUGAAGAUGUAAUUGGUCACCAGCUUUCUAUUUACCCAUGGUAUCAUGGAACGCUUUCACGAGUUCGAGCCGCUAGUUAUGUAUUGGGUCAACUUUCGGAGUUUGAACAUGGUACUACACAACAGCAUCUAACUUGUCCUGAAGCUGCUGGAGUAAGUUUUAACUCUGAACAAAAUACUGCCGACUUAUCGAAUAUGCCACCUGCUUUGCCAACUACAGAUGGUGUAUUUCUUGUGCGUCAAAGUGAAACAAAACAGGGUGAAUUCGUCUUAACAUUUAGUUGUCAUGGUAAACCUAAGCACUUAAGAAUGACUUUAAGUCCAGAUGGUCAUUGUAGAGUUCAACACCUACCUUUUGAUUCAAUCGUAGAAAUGUUGGAACAUUUCCGACAAGAACCUAUUCCUUUAGAACAAACAUUAAUAUCAAAUAUGACUGAUGGUCUAUCUUCUGAUGUUUUGCCUAAUUCCACAACUUCUACUCCUACUCCUAUCACAUUGUCAGCUUAUGUUGUUAAUACUCAUUUGACAGGUAGUCGUGAACGGCUAGUUAUUUGUCGCGGCUCAGUUCGUGCUAAUUCGAAUACGGUAGGCCGAGCAGCUGCUGUAGCUGCGGCGACUGCAUCAGGUGGUAAAGCUGGACAAAAUCAAUACAUUGUCAUGUAAACAAUAAAAGUCUAUCUGAUUUAAACUAACAAUAAAGUCAAAGUAACAACCUUAACAAAAAGGUCUCCUUCAGUUUGUUUUCUUACUCUGAUCUGUUGAACUGCUUUAGCGGAGAUUUUAUUAAGGUUAUAUAUAUAUAUAUAUAUAUAAGUCCCAUGACUUUCCCAUCAGUCUUUUUCUUCAGAAUCUGUUAAAAAUUUGUGCCUUGUAAAUUAUAUAAACAAAUAUCUGGCCAAUUUAACUUACUGUUGUAUACAUACGCAGGAUAACAGUUUGCUUCCAUUUAUUUUAAAAGUUUACUGAAUAACCCGUUUUUUUUUCUUUUCACUUUGAACUCGUCCAUAUUCAUGUGAACAUGCGUAUAUCUAUUUUCUAUUUAAUAAUUUCUUUAAAUAAUUCAGAGUGCAUUUAUUAUCAAUGUAUGAAUUAUAUUUUCAAAUUGUUGAUCAUUUUAUUCUCUUCUCUACCUGAUGAAUUAUUUAUUUUUCAAUGGCUAUUAUUUUAAUCUAAUUGUUUUUUCCAUAUGUCUGUAUACAUACAUUAUGGUUGUCAUAUACUGUGCAAUAUUUUUUUUCAGUGGAUAUUAUUGUUUGAUUUUUAACUCCACUUGUCGAUGAAAUGCAUUUGAGAUAUCGCUUUAAACAAUAGUCUAAAUCAAUUGAAAUAAAGGUGACAAUUUUAAUGAAAUGCGUUUUUAAUCGCUGAAAUAUCCUCAAUAUAUUAAAACAUGUGUAUAUACAAAGAAUAUUCUUUUCAAUAAAUUCCCUACAAGUUCUACAACUGUAUAUCCA